GGAAGUAAAGAAAAAAUGUGGUCCGACACUUUUUUAAUUGUAUUUAUAUCAAUAUGCACGGCAUUUUUGGGGGAAGGACUUACAUGGGUGCUGGUCUACCGCACCGAGAAGUACCAGCGGCUAAAGACAGAAGUAGACAAACAGAGCAAGAAGUUGGAACGACGUAAGGAGACACACGGCGACUCUUUGGAUAAAUCGGUAAAGAAGAAACUUGAACGUUACGAGGAGAAGUUGAAGAAUAACAAUCGCGACUUAUCGCUGGUGAAAAUGAAGUCCAUGUUUGCAACUGGAUUUGCAUUCACCGCCUUGUUGAGCAUGUUCAAUAGCAUUUUCGAUGGUCGUGUUGUGGCCCAAUUGCCGUUUACUCCCAUCUCCUGGAUUCAGGGCCUGAGCCAUCGCAAUUUGUCGGGUGAUGACUACACUGACUGUUCCUUCAUCUUCCUCUAUAUCCUCUGCACCAUGUCCAUCCGUCAAAAUAUUCAAAAACUGUUGGGCUUUGCACCGUCGAGAGCGGCUAGCAAGCAAGGUGGUGGCCUCUUUGGCCCGGCGCCAGGUCAAUUUAAAUAGUUCGACUUUUUGUUUAUUGAUUUUUUCCUAGCUAAAUUUUGGAUUGGAUUUUUCUU
Messenger RNA from Drosophila navojoa, 623 nucleotides. RefSeq names its product calcium load-activated calcium channel. Gene Ontology annotation, cellular component: endoplasmic reticulum membrane; cytoplasm; endoplasmic reticulum. Gene Ontology annotation, biological process: endoplasmic reticulum calcium ion homeostasis. Gene Ontology annotation, molecular function: calcium channel activity. NCBI's taxonomy places the organism in Eukaryota, Metazoa, Arthropoda, Insecta, Diptera, Drosophilidae. The record is from RefSeq and is a predicted model, not a curated record.